Messenger RNA from Epinephelus fuscoguttatus (brown-marbled grouper), 631 nucleotides. Its product is annotated as galactose-specific lectin nattectin-like. The coding region runs from base 74 to 547 and encodes 157 amino acids. Lineage: Eukaryota; Metazoa; Chordata; Actinopteri; Perciformes; Serranidae. The record is from RefSeq and is a predicted model, not a curated record. The transcript has a single exon.
CAUCCAACGGUGCAGAUCAACUCCAGCCAACAUACGACCCCUCGUCCUGCUCCUGUGACACAGAGACACCAACAUGCUCUCGCUCUUCUUGUUGUUUGGUCUGGCUCUGGGUGCUGUGUCUUCUCCUGAUGUGAAGCUACAGCGUGGCAACUGUCCCAUGUUCUGGUACAGCUUCAAUGGCCGCUGCUACAAGUACAUCGCCACAGACAUGACCUGGGCUGAUGCAGAGCUCCACUGUUUGUCAGAGAGAGCCAACCUGGUGUCCAUCCACAGUCUGGAUGAACAUAACUUUGUCAGAUCCCUGAUCCAGAACUUUGACCCUUCACAGGGAAGAACCUGGUAUGGCCUCAGUGACAUUCACAAAGAAGGCAACUGGAUGUGGUCUGACGGUUGCCCAGUGGGCUUUGUCUUUUGGUAUUCGGGACAGCCAGAUGGUGCAUCAGGUCAAAACUGUGUUCAAACCAACGUUUUUGGAUCAGCAUGGAAUGACAUUGAAUGUUCUCUCGCCUCUCCCUUUGUUUGUGCAACACGUAUAAACUGCCCUUAGCAACUGAGGUGUUACAUGUGAGACUGAACCUGGUCACUGUGACAUGCAUGAAGCCUUCACAAUAAAGAUGGAAAUGUACACCUA